UGGAGUCCCCGAGGCUGGAGCGGGAAAUCCGAAGCCGAAGCCUCGCGCCCGGUGACGUUCCACGAGUGCUGGUGGCAGCGGAGGCGGGGAAGACGUGGAUCCUGGAUUUCCUUCACCGUCCUCACGUACAGGACGGCGAAAUGGGCGGUUUUGCUCCGCAAACGCGAGACCUUUCUGCUCUUUCCUCUUGGGCUAUUUUCCGGCGGAAGUUCCUCCCCAGAUGGCUCUUCCGUUCCAGAAGCGGUCCAUCGACGGCGGUGGCGAACAGACGGGGCUCGGAAUGGGUGGUACGGUGUUCUUCUCGAGGUGUCGCCGAAAGAAGAGGAAGGGGAAAGAAAGGACAGAGGAGGGGGAGGAGAAUAGAAGAGAAAAGGUGGCCUCUCCUGAUUCGAAGAUGACGGAGGGGAUCAAUGGAGGGGCUGGCGUCCGCUCGUUGGAUGCGUUCGCAGGAGCUAGGAAGCCGAAAGAGAUAUCUUUUGACAUAGGAAUGGGAGUGGGUAUGGCUUUCAUCCUGUUCAGGUGGGCGACUGAAUUGAACAAAAUGAAGGAGCAAUGAAUUCAAAUGGAAAUGCUGUUCAAAUAAAUUAAAGAUGUAAUCCCAAAGAUAGGCGAUGAUUUUGGCAUCUUAAGAUCAAUUCAUGAUAUCACAUCAUCAUCAUCAGAUUGUCGUGGGAAUGCCAGUAAAUGCAACCAGAAUCAAGGGGCAAGUUUUCAUAUGGAAGAGGCUAAGUCUACCAUUGAAUCUGAUGGGCAUUCGAAUUAUGUGAUUAGCACCGAGAAACGAAAUAUAGAUCAACUGGAAGCAAAGUUAGAGUUCGAAUUAGAGCAGCUGCAGCUUGAGUUGGACAGGGAGGAUUCAGUAAUGAUCUCAGAAUGAGGGCAAAUAGAGAUGUCAAAAGUCAAAUUUAUACGAAUAAUUGAGGAAUGGAUGAUGGGAAGGAUUUACCUGAAGACUAUUUGAGUUAUUUAUAUGAUCAAAUUGUGAAAAGUGAAAUAAAAAAUUAGUGUUGAUUCAUCAGCUCCACAGAGUAAGCAAACGAGCAGCAUCAAUAAGCUUUUGGGAUUAGAUAGGAUUUCCAACUUGGUCAAUUGGAAGCAAGCAGAAGAAAGAGCAUUAGGUGCAAAUGAUUUGCUCAUUAGGCACAACCAAGAACAGUUUAAAGCAAAAAGUGGAAAAUCAGAGUCUAUGUUCUAUGCUGCAACGGAUACGGCAAUCCUGAGAUUUAUGAUUGAGGUUUGCUGGGCCCCCGUGAUGGCUGCUUUCUGUGUGAUGCUUGACCAAAGUGAUGACAAGUCUGCCACAGCACAGUGUUUGCAGGGCUUCCGAUAUGCAGAGCAUGUCACCUCAGUGAUGCAUAUGCAGACACAGAGAGAUGCUUUUGUCACAUCCGUAGCAAAAGUCACAUACCUUCAUUGUGCUGCGGACAUGAAUGUUGAUGCUGUUAAGGUGAACCACUUGAGUUAAUGAUAUUUUCCUCCUCCAGCUACAAACUGUAUUAGUUUUAUUGAGAAAAUUUAUCUUUGGUAUUUCCUGAUAAUUGGGUGGUGGGUAACAUAUCCUAUCAUGUAUAGGACUUUCCCUAGAUUUUCUUAAUUAUUUCAAUUGAAGAUCUGUAUAACAUUAUAUAUCUAUUAAUUACUAAAUUUUGAUAUUGUAACAAAUAGAACAUUGUCAUCUAACCUUGUGAUACAGUCUCAUCAAAUACAAUGCAAACUUACUAAACAAUU
This is a messenger RNA of Musa acuminata AAA Group (dessert banana), 1728 nucleotides long. RefSeq lists its product as uncharacterized. The record is from RefSeq and is a predicted model, not a curated record. The transcript has 4 exons. Lineage: Eukaryota; Viridiplantae; Streptophyta; Magnoliopsida; Zingiberales; Musaceae. The coding region runs from base 221 to 556 and encodes 111 amino acids.